This is a messenger RNA of Microstroma glucosiphilum, 1590 nucleotides long. RefSeq names its product ribonucleotide reductase R2 subunit variant. The record is from RefSeq and is a predicted model, not a curated record. Gene Ontology annotation, biological process: deoxyribonucleotide biosynthetic process. The coding region runs from base 438 to 1370 and encodes 310 amino acids. Lineage: Eukaryota; Fungi; Basidiomycota; Exobasidiomycetes; Microstromatales; Microstromataceae. The transcript has a single exon. Gene Ontology annotation, molecular function: oxidoreductase activity.
CUCUAGAGCACUCUGCCGACACUGUGCACAAGAAGUUCGUUGGCGAUGUUGACCUGCCCGAGGAGGAAGAGCCUCUUCUUGUAGAGAGCUCGCGACGAUUCGUUCUCUUCCCCAUCCGCUACCACGAGGUGAGAAAUGGCGUCCAACAAGGGGGAGGCUUCACGUACAGAAGUCGACAACAGCCACUGCGACUUUUCGCGGCUGCCAAGCCCAUAGCGCAGGAAACACGUCAAUGUGGACGCGUCUUUGCGUGACGUGAAGCCGAGACAUUUCAUGAAGACGCGAAGCACGUCGAGCAUCCACACCAUACUGACUUCCACCUUCUCUCUCUCUGCCCCACAUCACUAUACCAUCUCCUGCUUACCAUCCUCCGUGUGCACGUCACCAUCAAUCGCCGCGUUUCUAUUGCCUCUUUUGCUCAUCAAUAGAUCUGGCAAAUGUACAAGAAGGCAGAGGCUUCCUUCUGGACUGCCGAGGAGAUCGAUUUGUCCAAGGACAUGCACGACUGGGACAACAAGCUCAAUGACAACGAGCGUCACUUCAUCUCCCACGUCCUCGCCUUCUUCGCCGCUUCGGACGGUAUCGUUAACGAGAACCUCGUCGAGCGGUUCUCAUCUGAGGUUCAGGCCGCUGAGGCUCGAUGCUUCUACGGUUUCCAAAUCAUGAUGGAGAACAUCCACUCUGAGACCUACUCGCUCCUCAUCGACACUUACAUCCGUGAGCCUGAGCAGCGUGAGUUCCUCUUCGACGCCGUCGAGACCAUCCCUGUCGUCAAGCAGAAGGCCGACUGGGCUCUGCGAUGGAUCAGCGACAAGAACGCCACCUUUGCCGAGCGACUCAUUGCCUUUGCCGCCGUCGAGGGCAUCUUCUUCUCGGGAUCCUUUGCCUCGAUCUUCUGGCUCAAGAAGCGAGGUCUCAUGCCUGGACUCACCUUCUCGAACGAGCUCAUCUCUCGUGACGAGGGUCUGCACACCGACUUUGCCUGCCUGCUGUUCAGCCACCUGAAGAAGCGGGCACACCCAGACACUGUUCUGGCCAUUAUCACCGAGGCUGUUGGUAUCGAGCAGGCCUUCCUGACCGACGCUCUGCCAUGCUCCCUCAUCGGUAUGAACGCUAAGCUGAUGUGCCAAUACAUCGAGUACGUCGCCGACCGACUGCUGGUCUCCCUGGGCAACGAGAAGCACUACAAUGCCACCAACCCCUUCGACUUCAUGGAGAACAUUAGUCUGCAGGGUAAGACAAACUUCUUCGAGAAGAAGGUCGCAGAGUACGCCAAGGCUGGAGUUGCACGAAAGGACACUGGAUCCGAGGAGACUGGCGAUGGCACACAAAAGAACACCCACUCCUUCUCCCUCGAGGAGGACUUCUGAGCGGCUUGUCAUCGGUAUCGCAGGGCGCAACCAUUCAUGCUCAUGGUCAUGGUCCACGGUCACCCAUACCACUCAGUCUUUGGUCUCUCUUUCACGUAGUCAUCAACACCACUUCCCAGUCUGCUCGUAUUACCCUUCUUGACGAUGGUUUCUCUUACAUGUAACAUAGCUAGCUCUGUCCUUUCCCAGCAAUCUUAUCCUACCCAAAACAAGGUCCUGU